Molecule: messenger RNA, 918 nt
Organism: Recurvomyces mirabilis
Lineage: Eukaryota; Fungi; Ascomycota; Dothideomycetes; Mycosphaerellales; Teratosphaeriaceae
Gene: COQ3
Product: Hexaprenyldihydroxybenzoate methyltransferase, mitochondrial
Exons: 1
Coding region: 1-918 (305 amino acids)
Biological process (GO): ubiquinone biosynthetic process
Cellular component (GO): mitochondrion
Molecular function (GO): 2-methoxy-6-polyprenyl-1,4-benzoquinol methyltransferase activity
Source: RefSeq, a predicted model, not a curated record
AUGGCAUCUCGAGAUGCCAUACUCAGACUCCCUGUCGCUCUCCGUCAAAGCGUCGUUACCUCCAGACCAAGUCUAGCUUCCCUCGCUCCUAGCUCGCCAUGCUCCUCAAGUCCUAGACCAUACGCCACAGAAACAACACAUGCGACACCUGAGAGCUCUGUCAACCACGAUGAAGUCUCCCACUUCAAUGCUAUGGCCUCUGACUGGUGGGAUCCUCAUGGCUCAAGCCGUCUCUUACACCUGAUGAACCCUCUCCGACAUCAGUUCAUACGACGCUGUCUAGCACCCGAUGGUCUGGAUCCGGACCGGAAGAUGCGGUAUCUCGAUAUCGGCUGCGGUGGAGGCAUCUUCGCGGAGUCCGCGGCUCGCAUGCGCAACGUUGAGUCUGUGACAGCCAUCGAUCCCACACCAGAGGUCUUAGCAGUAGCCAAGAAGCAUCGGCGGACAGAUCCACUACUGCUCGAGCCAGGCCGCUUGACCUAUCUUCAAACCUCGAUCGAAGGCCUUCAAACACCAUCAGAUAAGCAGUACGACGUGAUAUCUCUCUUCGAAGUAAUCGAGCACAUCCAACGACCGAAUCCAUUUCUCCAAUCCAUACUUAAACAGCUCAAACCAGGCGGCUGGCUCAUCGGCUCCACAAUCGCUCGGACACCGGUUUCAUGGUUCACCACCAAGUUCGUCGCCGAAGAUAUAUUGAGAAUGGUGCCAAGAGGCACGCACGAUUGGAACCAGUAUAUCCAGCCGCAAGAGAUGCGAGACUGGGCGAGAGGACAGAAGGAGCUGAAUACGUCUGAUGGUGUAGGUUGGCAUGUCAUGGGUGUGGUGUACGUGCCUGGGUUUGGGUGGAAGGAGGUCAAGGGAAGUGAGGCCUGGGGUAAUUAUUUCUUUGCGGUGAAGAAGAGGGAGGGAGCCGUGUAG